AUGGAACUGCAGGGCGCGAGCGCGGAGCCGGGGAAGUGCGCCGCGCCGCCGCCGCGGGCCAGGUUAAGUAAGCGAGGGGCGGGGAGCCGGGCCGGCUGCGCGGAGGAGGAGGGCCGGUGCCCGCCUCGCCGCCCCCGCCUCCGCGCCCCGACGCGCGCCUGCCCGCUGCAGAGGUGUCUGCUGGGGGCGUGCAAGCGGGGAGAGUGGGCCACACACAGCUUACUCCUGGCUCUGCACUCAAGAAUCACUCCUGCACUGGCAGGACCAUGGGCUAAAAUGUGUGCUGGUAAGCCUUCAAAUGAGAUCAGGACGUGCUACAGCCAUGGAUGUAGUCAGUAUACUGCUCAAAGAAAUCACAGCCCUCAAUAGGGUGAGGAGAUCUUGUGCUCUGAUGGAUCUGAUGUGUAUGCACCUUUUACUGGGAAGAUUGUGGGCCAGGAGAAACCUUAUAAACACAAAAAUGCUAUCAACAAUGGAGUUCGGAUAACUUGAAGAGGUUUCUGUAUUAAAAUGUUCUACAUUAAGCCAAUUAAAUAUAAAGUUUCUAUCAAGAAAGGAGAGAAAUUGGGAACCCUGUUGCCCUUGCAGAAAGUUUAUCCUGGGAUAUAAUCCCAACUACACAUUGAAAAUUGCAACUUGAGUGAUCUUACUGCAGACCUAUAA
Messenger RNA from Sorex fumeus (smoky shrew), 663 nucleotides. RefSeq names its product leukocyte cell derived chemotaxin 2 (gene LECT2). NCBI's taxonomy places the organism in Eukaryota, Metazoa, Chordata, Mammalia, Eulipotyphla, Soricidae. The record is from RefSeq and is a predicted model, not a curated record. The transcript has 5 exons.